GUGUUUAUGUGUUUUUAAUGUUUAUAGGUUUGAUGUGACAGUGCUGAUCCCAAAGAGAGUAGGUGUGUCAGAUUAGCUCACUGUGAAGGAGGUUAGAGGCUUAAAGAGUUUCUGCUAACUACCCAAGCUCAUAAAUGUCUCCAAAUGGCUUUUUCGUUUUUAUGGGGCCAAUCCUCAAAUCCCCACAUACAUAAAAGGGUUGAGAGCAAUCCACUAGCCUCAUUGGACUCUCAGCUCCUGUCACCCCUAUUCUGAGAUCGCCCUUCUGCUCCCCCAAGAAGCCAUCAUGUCUUGCCGCUCCUACCGAGUCAGCUCUGGCCGCCGGAUGGGCAACUUCAGCUCUUGCUCCGCCGUGGCACCCCAGAGCAUGAAUCGCUUCCGGGCCAGCUCUGCCUCCUGCCGCAGUGGAUCCAGCUUCCGGGGUCAUGGUGGCUUUGGGAGCAGGAGUGUCGUCUCCUUCGGAUCCUGCUCACCCCGGAUGGCCAUGGGGUGCCCUCGUCCCAUCCGCUGUGGAGUUGGCUUCGGUGCUGGCAGCGGAACGGCCUAUGGCUUUGGUGAUGGGAGCUGCGCUGGUCUAGGCUUUGGUGCCGGUAGCAGCGUCGGUCUGGGGUUUGGGGCUGGCGGUGGCUUUAGCGGUGGUUUCGGUGGCCCUGGCUUCGGCUACAGGAUUGGUGGUGGUGGAGUGCCCGCUGCCCCCUCUAUCACAGCAGUGACUGUCAACCAGAGUCUGCUGACCCCCCUCAACCUGGAGAUUGACCCCAAUGCCCAGAGGGUGAAGAAGGAUGAAAAGGAGCAAAUCAAGACCCUGAACAACAAAUUUGCCUCCUUCAUCGACAAGGUGCGCUUCCUGGAACAGCAGAACAAGCUCCUGGAGACCAAGUGGAACUUCCUCCAAGAGCAGAAAUGUGCCAGGAGCAACAUGGAGCCCCUCUUUGCGAGCUACAUCAGUAACCUGCGGAGGCAGCUGGACAUCGUCUCCAAUGACCGGGCCCGGCUCGAGGCUGAGAGGAACCACCUGCAGGAUGUCCUGGAGGGUUUCAAAAAGAAGUAUGAAGAAGAGGUGGUGUUCCGGGCCAACGCUGAGAAUGAGUUUGUGACCCUGAAGAAGGACGUGGACGCAGCUUUCUUAAACAAGUCUGAUCUGGAGGCCAACGCAGACUCCUUAACCCAGGAUAUUGACUUCCUGAAAGCCUUGUACAUGGAGGAGAUACAGCUGCUGCAGUCACACAUCUCAGAGACGUCGGUCAUUGUGAAGAUGGACAACAGCCGGGACUUGAACCUCGAUGGCAUCAUCGCUGACAUCAAGGCCCAGUACGAGGAGAUCGCCAGGCGCAGCCGGGCGGAUGCGGAGGCCUGGUACCAGACCAAGUAUGAGGAGAUGCGGGUGACAGCUGGACAGCACUGUGACAACUUGCGCAACACCCGGGACGAGAUCAACGAGCUGACCCGCCUGAUCCAGAGGCUGAAGGCCGAGAUCGAGCACGCCAAGGCACAGCGGGCCAAGCUAGAGGCCUCCGUGGCCGAGGCGGAGCAGCAGGGCGAGGCGGCCCUCUCCGACGCCAAGUGCAAGCUGGCCGACCUGGAGGGAGCCCUGCAGCAGGCCAAGCAGGACAUGGCGCGGCAGCUGCGUGAGUACCAGGAGCUGAUGAACGUCAAGCUGGGCCUGGACAUCGAGAUCGCCACCUACCGGCGCCUGCUGGAGGGCGAGGAGAUCCGCAUCUGCGAAGGCGUCGGACCCGUAAACAUAUCCGUGAGCAGCUCCCGGGGCGGCCUGGUGUGCGGGCCCGAGUCCCUGCCCUGCGGUUCCGGUUUCUCCCGUGGCGGCGUCACCUUCUCUGGCAGCAGCGGGGUCACCUUCUCCGGUGGCAGCAGCAACGUCCGCUAUGGAGGCGUCGGCGCCUGUGGCUCCAACCUGGGGGCUGGCUCCCGGGGGGGCUCCGUGCUGGUGGGUGAGGCCUGCAGCCCCAGCCUCCCCUGCCCGCUGCCCACCGAGGGGGGCUUCAGCAGCUGCAGCGGGGGGCGCACCAGCCGCAGUUCCAGCGUCCGCUUCGCAUCCACCACCACGUCCCGCAGGACCAAGUACUGAGCCGGCCACCACGUGU
This is a messenger RNA of Sorex fumeus (smoky shrew), 2102 nucleotides long. RefSeq names its product keratin 84 (gene KRT84). Lineage: Eukaryota; Metazoa; Chordata; Mammalia; Eulipotyphla; Soricidae. Gene Ontology annotation, biological process: intermediate filament organization; keratinization. Gene Ontology annotation, molecular function: structural constituent of skin epidermis. The transcript is spliced from 9 exons. The record is from RefSeq and is a predicted model, not a curated record. Gene Ontology annotation, cellular component: keratin filament. Bases 287 to 2086 code for a protein of 599 amino acids.